CACCCGCUUCUUCUUUAUAUCUUCUCGAUCUCUCCCUAUGUAUAGGGCGCGCAAGGAUCCAGGAAGAGCAAGACCAAACUAAAAUGGGUCCAGAAAAGAUGGAGAAGAAGCAUUAUGUCCUGGUGCAUGGUGCUUGCCAUGGAGCAUGGUGCUGGUUCAAGCUGAAACCACGUCUCGAAUCCGCCGGCCACCGUGUGUCGGUGCUGGACCUGGCGGCUUCCGGCAUCCACCCCGCCAAAAUUGAAGAUCUUGCUACUAUCUCUGAUUACUCUGAGCCCCUGUUCAAGUUGUUGGCCUCCCUCCCUCCCAAUGAAAAGGUGGCUCUUGUGGGACAUAGUUCGGGAGGAUUGAAUUUGGCCGUCGCCAUUGACCGAUUCCCAGACAAGGUAUCUCUGGCUGUUUUCUUGACUGCUUUCAUGCCCGAUACCCGUCACAAACCGUCCUAUGUCCUGGAACAGUACAUGGAGAGGACGCCAGCCGAAGGAUGGAUGGACACACAAUUCCGUGAUUGUGGAAGCACAACCACCAUGUUGUUUGGACCCCAGUUCUUGUCCUCCAAGCUCUAUCAACUCUCCCCCACGGAGGAUCUUGAAUUGGCCAAGACGUUGAUUAGGCCGGGGUCCCUGUUCGUGGACGACUUGUCUAAAGCCAACAACUUCUCUCAGGAAGGAUACGGGUUGGUUCCACGUGCUUUCAUUGCUUGCAAUCAGGACCAGGCAAUCACAAUGGAGUUUCGGCAGUGGAUGAUCCAAAACGCUGGGGUUGAUGAGGUUCUGGAAAUCAGAGACGCAGAUCACAUGGCUAUGCUUUCUAAGCCUCAAGAACUCUGUGACGCUCUCCUGCAAGCUGCUUCCAACUAUGCUUGAUUACAUGAAUUCAUGUGGCUUCCUUUUUUCUUAUUUCCUACGUUUCUGUUUGCUUUAUCAACUUCGGCAGGAGACGUCAGUUAAAUUAAUUGGAUUUUCGUUCUGUAAUUAAUCAGUACAAAUUAUGGCCCAACGGUUCCCUCGUUU
Neltuma alba is the source of this 1013-nucleotide messenger RNA. RefSeq names its product methylesterase 1-like. Gene Ontology annotation, biological process: salicylic acid metabolic process; jasmonic acid metabolic process. The transcript has 3 exons. Bases 84 to 866 code for a protein of 260 amino acids. The record is from RefSeq and is a predicted model, not a curated record. Lineage: Eukaryota; Viridiplantae; Streptophyta; Magnoliopsida; Fabales; Fabaceae. Gene Ontology annotation, molecular function: methyl indole-3-acetate esterase activity; methyl jasmonate esterase activity; methyl salicylate esterase activity.